AUGGCGAGCCAGGAGGCCUCAAUGGAGGAGAUCCUCUGGCGGUCUCCCCCGCACGUCCAGAUGAUGGGGGUUUCCUUCAUUCCAACAACAGUGAUCCUAUUUUACUUUGCCGAAUCCCCUUUCUUUGAUUCGACCUCCAACAACGCCUCGCUAGCCAUCCAAGCCAACUACAAUGAUGCUCUCCGUCAUUUCGUCGAGACCCGCGAAGCAUUCGAAGCCCGACUGAAAACAAUGCAGGGGCUAGAGUUUAUCGUAUCAUAUGACCCCCUCCAAGCAGCCGCACAGACAGACAACCGCUUCGCCCACGAGCCAUCCAAUAUCUGGGUGAUCCGCAAGCAAAACCGACGGAAAAGAAGCGGCAUGGACGACGAGGUGACCGUGAUAUCUACGUACUUCGUUGUUGGAGACUGUAUCUACAUGGCCCCCUCAGUCGCAAGUGUAGUGGGCAACCGAAUUCUAUCAGCAGUCACAUCUCUAACUCAGCUCAUGAAAUCUGCCGCAACAUUACCAACAUUCACCGCCUCCCACGGACACACCUACUUACCACCUGGAGUCCGCAGCAAAGAAACCGCUGGAACCACCAGCCAAGCCUCCCAGAGCAAAGAAGCAACGCCCAUGCCAGAUGCAUCCUUCCCAACCACCGAAUCCUCCCAAUCAACCAGUAAAUCAAGCCUAGGUGGAACAACUACAGGCUCAAGCUUUCAAGAUACGCGCAGUUUGGCCGAAUCGUUCAGCCUACUCACGCGCUACGGCGACGAAUUCAUGGACGAGAGCCCCCUCGUUGGCGAACCAGGCUCGUUCAUCUUAUCACGGACUGGCGGCGAGACUGGCGGGUCGGCUGCUAAAGCCGCACCGAAAAUAGCUGCUAAUGCGGCGGCGACUGGUACGCCUUCCACCCUGCCUGUUAGGGCUUCGACGCCGCAGGUCCGCGUUGAGACGCCUGGUAAGGCUUCCGACAAGAGUAGUUCGCCGCCCAGCUCUUCUGGCGAUAAGACGAAGAGGAAGAAGAGCCGGAUCGUUAGCUGA
Molecule: messenger RNA, 1026 nt
Organism: Penicillium coprophilum
Lineage: Eukaryota; Fungi; Ascomycota; Eurotiomycetes; Eurotiales; Aspergillaceae
Gene: med6
Product: mediator complex subunit MED6
Exons: 3
Coding region: 1-1026 (341 amino acids)
Biological process (GO): regulation of transcription by RNA polymerase II
Cellular component (GO): mediator complex; core mediator complex
Molecular function (GO): transcription coactivator activity
Source: RefSeq, a predicted model, not a curated record